AAAUACUACCGCGAAACCCAAAAUGGCGUUUACGUCCUCAGUAAAUCCUCGUCUGCCCUGAGCGUUUGACAACGUUUGUUGGUAAAACCUGCGAGUUUUGGAGAAUCAGCAGCCUUUUCCAUUAGUCCCUCUGUCAUAUAACCAGCUUUCGGAUUUCGACCCCUGAACGAUUUGAUAUUCUACCAGUGGCGUUAACGCUAAGUUGGCUAAACUCUAAAAUUGUCGGUUGACAUUCGCAAGCUAGCUACAACAACGUAGGUUGAAGUUAGCAUUUAUGAAGCCUGUACGAGGCUCCGUUCGGGCCUCCAAAAAAGGACCCAACUCUAAAGGCAAGAAGAGAUCUGGCGACGGAACGCGUGAACAAGCGCACUUGGGGCCAAGGCCCAAUAACGUUGACCUUAUACCAACACCUCCAAAGAAGAGGAACAAUGUAAAAGGAGGACCCUCAGUUCCAAGCAAAAUCAGAAGUCAGGAAAACUGGAAGCCCAUGACCACAUCUUCCAUCUCAGCGCUGCAAGAGAUACUGGAACUAUCAAUACUACCAGCUGUUGUGAUGAAUGAAAAAAAGACGGCGGAAACCCAGAAACAUCUAAAUGAGAUAAAAAAGAGUUUCCUUGCUCAAUGUACACACCUCAGAGUUCCAGUCCAAAGGCAAGGACACUUGAAAACAUUAUCUUGCCAGCUUCAGGAAGAAUCCAAGAAGUCAUUUAUUGCAAAAAAGACUCUUCAGUCAAUGGAGAGAGACUUGAUGAAUGUGGUCAGUAAUCUGAAGCUGAUAGAAGAGAAGGCUGCUUCUCUGGAAGACAGAUGUGGUAAACUCAGAGGACAACUAGAGGAGGAGGAAGAGAAGGCGCAGGAGGUACAUCCAACCACAAAUGUCAUAACAGAGCAUAAAUAGGACACAAAUUUUGUUGUGUAGAACGUCAAAAUCAUGCAGCUUAGAUAUGUUUCAUUAAGAAGUGGCUGUACUGAGUAGAGU
This is a messenger RNA of Lampris incognitus (smalleye Pacific opah), 979 nucleotides long. RefSeq names its product centromere protein Q (gene cenpq). The transcript is spliced from 6 exons. Lineage: Eukaryota; Metazoa; Chordata; Actinopteri; Lampriformes; Lampridae. The record is from RefSeq and is a predicted model, not a curated record. Bases 275 to 898 code for a protein of 207 amino acids.